CAGGCAUUUCUCAAUCUGACUCUGCGUGGUGUUGUAUAGGUGGUGCGGGUCUAAAGCAAACUCAGUUCUUCGAAUUUGAGUGUAGCUUACAUUAGUACAUUGUUGACGAGUUUGGAAAAGACUACCACGUUUAAGUGCAGCGUUUUUUAGCUGCCCCAAGCAGUUUGUUUGCUUUUUUAUUUUUUUAUUUUUUUUUUGUUUUGAGUCUGCAGCGCUAUUGAGAGAUCAAGGCCUCUUUUGUAAUUAUAAAAAACCUCGCCCUCGUCUCACACAUACCUCCUCAGAAGAGUGUGGACAUUUUCAGUAAUUGCUUGAUUUACUCUUAGCGAGCUUCAACGGUCACCUCGUGUCACUAAAAAGGGGGAAAAAAGAGGACAGCGGCUUCGUGAGACCUACCUGCCCUCCUCCCCUCAGGGGUACUGGAGAACAUGGCUCAGCACGGCCAGCACCAGGUCGCCAGCAUGAAGGCCCUCAUGUUGGAGAUGAAGAGCCUCCAGGAGGAACCAGUCGAAGGGUUCCGGAUCACGUUAGUAGAUGAAGCGGACCUCUAUAACUGGGAGGUAGCCAUUUUCGGACCCCCCAACACCCUUUACGAGGGAGGCUAUUUUAAGGCUCGGCUGAAAUUUCCAAUGGACUACCCCUACUCGCCCCCAUCUUUCCGCUUCCUGACCAAAAUGUGGCAUCCUAAUAUAUAUGAGAAUGGAGACGUUUGCAUUUCCAUCUUGCAUCCUCCUGUUGAUGAUCCCCAGAGUGGAGAGCUGCCAUCAGAAAGAUGGAAUCCAACGCAGAAUGUAAGAACAAUUCUUCUUAGUGUCAUCUCUCUUCUCAAUGAACCCAACACAUUCUCCCCAGCUAAUGUAGACUCGUCAGUUAUGUACAGAAAAUGGAGAGACAGCAAAGGGAAGGACAGAGAAUACGCAGAAAUUAUCAGGAAGCAGGUUCUGGCCACAAAAGCAGAAGCGGAUCGUGAUGGUGUGAAAGUGCCCACUACCCUGGCAGAGUACUGUGUUCAAACCAAGGCCCCUGCGGUGGAUGAGGGCUCAGACCUUUUCUAUGACGACUAUUAUGAUGAUGACAUGGAGGAGGGUGAGGAGGACUGCUGUUAUGAUGAAGAUGACUCCGGGACAGAGGAGUCAUGACGAAAGGGAGGGGGAACUGGUGUGUGCAAUCAGUAAAUAAUGAAAAAGAAAAUUGGAAAAGAAAAAAACAAAAAAGAACACCCUCUGCCUCACCUGGAUCACUGCAGAUAUUCCCCACCCAUCCCUCUCCCCCAUAACCUCUCUAGGAACUGUACAGUUUUAUGGACACAAGAACAUUGGAUAAGUUUUGCCUUUUUCGGAUAUGAAAAUCUGUUCCUUUCCCCACCAAAAAGAAGAAGAAAAAAAAAGAAAAGUUGAUUUCAGUGCUUUAUCACUUUGAAGACAUUUUUGUGCAUGCUCUUUUAGUACUGGACAUAUUCUCCAGUGUAAGCAAACCCUCCUGUUUGUCAUUUUCUGAAGAUUCUUAUGACUUUAUGCAUUCAGAAUUUGCAGAAUCUUUACGUUAAGUUGGGGGAGGUAAUGUUUAGUGUGUAGGUUUUAUUUUAUUUUGGAUGGGGUGAUAACUAACCAAGCAUAUCUAUCUUGCAAUCUCAAUUAGGCUUUGAAAUUAAAGGAAACACAAACCUUCAUUUGUUGACUGCUGGUUGAAGGACAGUAUUUGUAAUUAGACUUGUCUUUCCUUGUAGCUAAAAUUCCUUUAGAAUGCAGGUGUUAGCAGGCAGUAAGAAUGAUCUUUAUUGCGGCUCUGCCUUUUGUUCAUUAUCAUGAGUAAAGUAUAAAAUACAAAGUUGAGUUAAGUGUUGCAUCCAUGUUAUAAUUUGCUUUUUUGUUUUAACAUUUUGGCCUUCCUAAUUGUGUAAGUGCCAUUCAAAUUGUCACAUCAAUUUUGGUCCUGUUUAUCAUUUGAAUAGUGCAGCAUACAUCAUGAUCAUUGGUGGGGUGGGGGAUUUUGAUGAUGGGAUAUCGACAGAAGAGAGAAUGCUAAUAAAAUAUCUUAGAGGUGGCCAUUAGAUCUCUAAACCUUGGGGCUGGGCAGUGAGAUUUUAUCCUGCCCUUUUUUUGGUGGCUUUUUGCUUUAGGUGUAAACUCCCUUUGUGUAAAGGAGCACUGUUUGUAAGACUAGGCUUUAAUCAGUUGAUUGCCACAGCCUUGCCCUAGUUUUAUCAUUUUUUUAAUAUAUUAAUGAGUAGCAUGUCCAAGCUCACAAAAAUGAUGGACUUCUUAUGGAGGUAUAGCAUACUUCUGUAUAUUUAUUUUCUUUCAUUUGAUAUUGACUGCUAUGGUGAUUACUGUGCUCAGCAGCUUUUAUGUUCUUCUGUAUGGCUGUUUUCCUGAAAGUGGCUGGGCUGCAUGUUGAUAUUUGUUGCCUCUCAACACCAUUUGGCUCCUGCUGUACUGUUUACUUUUUUUUUUUUUUCAGUGCUCAGAUUAUAAAUGCCACUCAAGAUUAUGUAUAAUCAAGACAAUGCUACCCUGGUUUAAUCUAUGGUAUUGCCUGCUGUUGAUUUGCCUGAAAUCAUCUGGCUCCUGUUCCAGUCUCUGCACUGACCUUAUCCUAUUGCAGCUUUGCAACAAAGGAGAUAUGAGCUACCACGUUGCACUUCCUCUGGCCAGGCUAUUGCUCCGUCUUGCAUCUUUUUGUUUUUUAAUAACCAUGACCCGUUCUUCAUCGUUCUUCAUUUUUGACCUUCAUAUGUUUGGUGCACUUUUCUUCUAACAGUUUGCAAGGAGUUGUUGUUGACAAAUUAAUGUAGUCUGGCUUACGGCCUGCAGGAGGAAAAACUGUAAUGUGCUGGGCAUAAGGUUAGUGUUGCACCAUAGUUGAGUUGUUGCCACAACACCAGCAUGUGAAACUAAAUUUACUUUUGAGUACUUCAGAGUACGUAUUGAGAUCACAACGUCACCCAAAUCAGACUGUGCUGGUCUUGAAGAAUGUGGGUCCCAGUUCCAAGAAAUAGAUUAAUAACUGAUUGCAAAACAGCUUGCUGAUGGUCACAAGAUUAUAAUUAGACUUUGAGUGUGUGUUUAUGUAUAUAAUCAGAUUCUCUCUCUCAGGACUGUAAACCCAAUUCAUUCAACCCAUCUCCUUGUCUGUUAUCUCGGAGUUCCCAAGGAAUCUUGUCAUAUUACCAGCUGUUUACAUUUGAUAUGUUGUAUGCACAUUGAAAGACUUUGAUCACUUUGUUGUAUUUUUUUUUUGUUUUAGUUUUUUCUUAUUGUUUGUAAAGCUAUUUAAAAUGAAAAUAAAGACCUUUAUUAUAA
Molecule: messenger RNA, 3302 nt
Organism: Erpetoichthys calabaricus (reedfish)
Lineage: Eukaryota; Metazoa; Chordata; Cladistia; Polypteriformes; Polypteridae
Product: ubiquitin-conjugating enzyme E2 R2-like
Exons: 5
Coding region: 429-1139 (236 amino acids)
Biological process (GO): protein polyubiquitination; ubiquitin-dependent protein catabolic process
Molecular function (GO): ubiquitin conjugating enzyme activity
Source: RefSeq, a predicted model, not a curated record